Molecule: messenger RNA, 1812 nt
Organism: Fusarium vanettenii 77-13-4
Lineage: Eukaryota; Fungi; Ascomycota; Sordariomycetes; Hypocreales; Nectriaceae
Exons: 2
Coding region: 1-1812 (603 amino acids)
Biological process (GO): anaphase-promoting complex-dependent catabolic process; positive regulation of anaphase-promoting complex-dependent catabolic process; positive regulation of ubiquitin protein ligase activity
Cellular component (GO): anaphase-promoting complex
Molecular function (GO): protein binding; ubiquitin ligase activator activity; anaphase-promoting complex binding
Source: RefSeq, a predicted model, not a curated record
AUGGCUUCCGUAGCUGUGACGACCCCCAUCAAGUCCCACAAGGGACUCUUCUCUGCCCGGACCGCUGGCGGACGGAUGCCCUUGACUCCCUCUCCUCGUCAACAGACAUCGACCAAUGUCCCCGUCAACUUGAACUCGUCUCCCUUCACCCCCGAGCGACAGUCCAGCAAUGACUUUAGGGUCAACGGCCGCUCCACCUAUGGCGGCAACCUCAUGUCUCACCUUGCCCGAUCGACCUCCAAGGCUUCGCACCGGGACUCCCCCAAGUCCAACAUUGCCCGUGGUGUUCAGACUCCCCGCAAGGCUCUCGAGCUGGGCGUUUCUGACUUCACUCUUACCGGUACCGGCAACAACACCAAGACCCCUUCCAGUACAAAGUCCAAGAAGAGCAUCCGUGGCAAGCCCACCAAGACCACUCUCAACUACGGCGGCGACCGUUUCAUCCCCAACCGUGGCGCCAGCUCGGCCAUCGCCAACGCUGGCUCUGGCAAGCUGGAUCUGUCUGAUCGGCAACGACCUAAGAGCAGCAGCACUGACAGCUCCUCCUCGGUUCUUUCCACUGCUGCUGACGAGGCCAUGGCUGCUCUCGAGAACCUGAACAUCAACGACGACGAUGAGCCUGACAACUACUCCCGACCUUCUCCCAACACUGUUGCCUACCAAGACUCCCUGGCCAACGCUUGCGGCGUGAGCCUCAACACCCGUAUCCUGGAGUUCAAGCCCGCCGCCCCUGAGUCUUCCAAGCCCAUCGAUCUGCGACAGCAGUACAACCGACCUCUCAAGUCUGCCACCUCCAGCUCUGCCCAGCUGCGACGCCGCAUCGCUACCGCCCCUGAGCGUGUCCUUGAUGCCCCCGGUCUGGUCGACGACUACUACCUCAACCUUCUUGACUGGAGCUCCGGCAACCAGGUUGCCAUUGGUCUUGAGCGCAACGUCUACGUCUGGUCUGCCGAUGAGGGCAGUGUGAGCUGCCUGCUUGAGACCACCCCCGACACCUACGUCAGCAGUGUCAAGUGGUCUGGCGAUGGCGCCUACGUCAGUGUUGGCCUGGGAACCGGUGAGGUUCAGAUCUGGGAUGUCGCUGAGGGCCAGAAGAUCCGCAGCAUGUUCGGCCAUGAGACCCGCGUUGGUGUCAUGGGCUGGAACAAGCACCUUCUCUCCACCGGUGCCCGCAGCGGCCUCGUCUUCAACCACGAUGUCCGCAUCGCCGAGCACAAGGUUGCUGAGCUUGUCUCUCACACUUCUGAGGUCUGCGGUCUUGAGUGGCGCUCCGAUGGUGCUCAGCUCGCUACUGGCGGCAACGACAACCUCGUCUCCAUCUGGGACGCUCGAUCUCUGUCUGUUCCCAAGUUCACCAAGACCAACCACAAGGCUGCCGUCAAGGCUCUUGCCUGGUGCCCCUGGAACAUGAACCUACUCGCCACUGGCGGUGGUUCUUAUGACCGUCACAUCCACUUCUGGAACUCGACCUCUGGCGCUCGCGUCAACAGCAUCGACACCGGCUCUCAGGUCACCUCCCUCCGCUGGAGCCCCCACCACCGCGAGAUUGUCAGCUCUAGCGGUUUCCCCGACAACUCUCUCAGCAUCUGGAGCUACCCUACUCUCGUCCGAACUGUCGAGAUCCCUGCCCACGAGAGCCGAGUCCUCCACAGCAGCCUGAGCCCCGACGGCCAGAUGCUGGCUACUGCUGCUGCUGAUGAGAGCUUGAAGUUCUGGAAGAUCUUUGAGAAGAAGGCUGGUGCCUCCGCUGGCAUCGGUGCCUCUGGUGCCUCCAGCAAGGCCUCCAUGGCCAAGCAGAUGACUAUCCGAUAA